GAUCUCGGUAAUCCCACCCCACAUUCUCCACUUAAAUGUAAGUGCAACUCAGACGACGCAUAGCCAUCUAGACAAUGAGGGCAGCACUCCGCUUAAACUCACUUAGAUGGUGCAUAACCAUCUAGAAACCGAGGGCCUCCCCCAGAUGAUGAGUGCCGUCUGGAGGAUAGUAGGUUCAAAUGUGGUUCCUUGUCGCUUUGGUGUUGAAAGGGCCAAUUCAGGCUCCUCCAUGUCGGACUAUAAGUUCACAGUUGUAGCCACCAGUAUGGCAUACUUCACAGCUGACAAGGUUGAACAUUUAAGCGUGAAGGCUCUUAUAGAUACUAUAAACGCUAAACUCAACGAGCGGCGGAGGAGAAAGAGAGAGAAUGAGGGAAUAAACAGGAGGAAGGACACAUUGGUUAAGAAAGCUUUUGAAUUGGGGGAAUUUGAUGGUAUCGAUGUAGUCUUGAUCAUCUGCAAGUAUGGCCAAUAUACUACGUUCAGAUCCAAAGGCUAUGUAUCAUGGCAGCCGUCAUUCGCAGAGAUACAAAGUACCUAUCCGCUUCCUAAAAACAUGAUACCUGAAGACAUGGAGAAUCGCCGUUCUAGACAAAUGAGAAAAUUCCCGAAGAAGACAACCGAGACUUAGCUGGACUCUCUCUGAAGGCUAGAUGAUUGAGAAUCUUCCGAGGCGGGCAAAACCCAUAGGUGUGGAUACUGAUAAAUAGAUUCUUAUCACUUCAUCCCAACCUUGAUAGUUCCUACUCAGUGCCCUGAGGAUCCCCCUAGCAAAUGCAGAC
This is a messenger RNA of Cadophora gregata, 782 nucleotides long. RefSeq lists its product as uncharacterized. The record is from RefSeq and is a predicted model, not a curated record. Lineage: Eukaryota; Fungi; Ascomycota; Leotiomycetes; Helotiales; Ploettnerulaceae. Bases 107 to 631 code for a protein of 174 amino acids. Gene Ontology annotation, molecular function: protein dimerization activity; DNA binding. The transcript has 2 exons.